Molecule: messenger RNA, 540 nt
Organism: Alligator sinensis (Chinese alligator)
Lineage: Eukaryota; Metazoa; Chordata; Crocodylia; Alligatoridae
Gene: LCNL1
Product: lipocalin like 1
Exons: 5
Coding region: 1-540 (179 amino acids)
Molecular function (GO): small molecule binding
Source: RefSeq, a predicted model, not a curated record
AUGAAGGCCAUGCUGUUGAACAUUGGGCUGGCUCUGCUUUGCGUGCUGGAGACCCAGGCAGAGGUCCCUGUCCAGCCAGACUUUGAUGUCAACAAGUUUGCAGGGAAAUGGCACAUCAUGGUUGCUGCCUCCAACUGCCCCCAGUUCCUGAGCAUGAAGGAAGUCAUGAAGACGUCUGUUACCAUCAUCACGCCAAUGCCAGGAGGCGACUUGACUUUAACUGCUGGUUACCCUUUGCCAGAUAAAUGUCAGAAAAUGGAUCUUACUUUCAAGAGCGCUGGGAAGUCAGGUCACUACACCAAUUCAGUGAUGGCCAAGAGAGACUUCCGCGUGGUGGAGACAGACUAUGCUCACUACGCCAUCGUGUACAUACGCAAGGAUAAGGACGGCGAGACCAGCGUCACCUUGCAGCUCUUUAAUGCUUUCCCUGAAUUACCUCCUGUGAGCCAGCCCCAAAGAGCUGAACGUAAGACUGGUCCAUACAAAGGAAGAUUCGUGGUCAAGUUUCUAGCCCAGCUUUGUGCUCUACCUGAUGGGUGA